Messenger RNA from Cladocopium goreaui, 1812 nucleotides. Lineage: Eukaryota; Dinophyceae; Suessiales; Symbiodiniaceae. The record is from the annotation of a GenBank genome assembly.
AUGACUUGUCCCCGAUCCUUUCACAUAAAUCUGUUUGAGGAGACUUUGAACGACACCAUAUUGGACACCCAGUCGACGCAGCUUGACCCGGAAACUCAAGAUGCAAAUGGUGAUGAAGAGGACACCGCGGUCACGAUGAAGAGACAGUCUCCAGAACCAGCUGGGGUGCCAGCCGAGGAUCAGCUCUCCACUGCACAGCCAGACGAAGAAAAAAGCGUCAAGCCAGAGGCCAAGCCCCAGACGCGGCGAAGCAAGGGAAAUGCCCAGAAGCCAGAGGAGGCUCCUUCCUCCAGAAGGACUGGCCGCCAACGCAUGCCUCCGCUGGAGCAUUGGAAGAAUGAAAGGUGCGUUUAUGAGCGCAAAUCUGGGUCUUCUGUGCCUUCUCUGGCUGCAGUUGUGAAGUGCCCGGCGGAGGCUCAGAAGAUUUACUCCGUGGACAAUGCAAAGGGAAAGCGAGCAAAGGUCGCUGAGUCCACGUCCACAUCAAAGAGGAAGCGAAAGGACAACAUGGCAGCAGAGUCGGUGGCAGAGUCAGCCGAUGGUGACCUUUCUGACCACGACGAUGCUGGCAUUGUAAGCCUUCCAAUGCCUUCAAUCUACGACAUUGUGGACAAGAAAGACAAGAAAGGCAAGAAAAAGAGCGAACACAUCCGGACUCCGGAUGUUCCAAAAGCGGGAAAAGUGAAGGGGAACAAGUCUGAAGCUGCGCAGAAGGAGUCGGUUGCAAAGGACACCCCUUCCUCAAGAACCUCAAAGGGCACCGGUGCACACGGUGGUCAAAGCUCGCCACCACGGGGCCUUAUGGGUGCUUUGGAAGCUGCUCGCAUGGAAGCUGCAAGGAUGCGAGGCAUUGCACGGCCGUUGGCUUCAGCGAACAGCAGUGCACCAUCUUUGAACAACUUUCGGGGAAAACCUUCGCUGGCUGCCAUGGCUGCUGCUGCUGCUGCAGCAGCCUGGACCUCAGCUUUGUGCCAACCCGACUGUACCGUCUUGGUGUUGGCAAUGGGCCUUCCCCGGCUAGAACAGCUGCAGCGGAUGCAAAGCCUGCCCAGAGGAGGCGGUGACAAAAACGGGUACAGUGUCAAACUAGACAACAUCACUGUCACUCCGGAAGACUUCGUGGCAGUGGGGUCAAAGAAGAACUUCGAGAAAAGUUCUCGAAAUUUGGCGACGUUGGUGACGCAGCUAGCUGAGUUCAGCCUUAUCGAGCAUCGCUUUCAACAGCAAGCCCCCUGGUUCACAACACCGCAACGUGAUGCUGAAGAUGCGGUGGAUGCCAUGGAAGGCAAGACCGACAUCUUGGGCCAAGAAGUCAGAGUGACGAUGGCAUCACAGGCGCUUCGGAGAAGGGACAGCUGUGAUGCUGUGAUGCCAUCCUGGCAUGAGCCCUGUAGAGUGACUACUCAAAGAGAGGGAGGGGCCGAAGGUCUUCUUCGAGCUCACGAGAUCGUCGGCGACGUAAAAGGGGACGAGAUGGGUCUAGGAGCCGGCACCGUCGCAGACGGUGAUGAGCUCAUGACCCUCCAACAGCCCAGGAGGCUUUUUGUGUUGAGAGCCCGUCGGUUGUCGCUUAGAGGCAGGCCAAAAUCGGCUUCUCAAAGUAAUGUACAUAUGCAGCCAAUUUGUGGGCUGCAUUCGCUGACGGGGCUCACCCAAUUGAUGCGCCUGGCAAAUGACGAUUGCCUGCGCUAUGUCAACUUAGAGUUGCUGACAUGGCUGCGCGUGAAUGCCAGUGGCUCUAGGCAGGAGUUAGGGACUCUGUUUGGUGGCAGCGAGAAACGGCGUGGAUGGGUGAUGGGAGAUAAACUAUAA